Pelobates cultripes (western spadefoot toad) is the source of this 19081-nucleotide messenger RNA. Lineage: Eukaryota; Metazoa; Chordata; Amphibia; Anura; Pelobatidae. The record is from the annotation of a GenBank genome assembly.
AUGGCAGAGCUAAGCGAUGAGGCCAGUGAGACAGAGAUGCUAGGCAGCAGUCUGUCCAUUUGGUAUGGGGAACCCCUGGACGUCAUCGAACUUCCUCUGGAUGUCCACACAGCGGCCUCUAUUGGGGAGUGUGAUGUGGUAAAGGAAUUUGUGAACAGGUAACAGUUGCAUUGUAUGUAGGGGACUUUUAUGGCAGUGAGGAUGCUGAGAACUAGGUGCCCCCUAUAAAACUAUUUUCAUUUAUCCUAGGAGGGCUACGCAAACAUAGUGUACACAUUCUGAGGUAUGGUGGGGUGGUUUUUCUUUGUUCUAUAUUUCUACAGGUUCCUCUUCAGAAUUUUCAGAGGAGUCCCACUGGUCAUUUUUCUAGAUUGUACCUACCCACUACCUUUUAUUCUUUUCCCCACAGAUUUUUUUUUUUUUUUUAAGUUUUAGAAUGUUGUGCUUUCUUUUUCAUUUGCUGUUCUCCAAAGGGAUCUCCCCUGCUAAUCUUUCUAAAUUAUGUAGGAGUUUGCUUUUUGAAGACUCCUGAGGUUCUAAAUAGGAUCUUCAGAAAGUGUUCUGGUACAGCAGCAGUACUGGCUGGUAGCAGUUUGUCCCUCCUGCAGUCGGAGGCACCCUGGCUUGAUGUCCGUUUCUGUAGUAUCCUUUAGUUCCUCACACUGAAUGUGAUAUGAGGACUCUGUCCUUCUCUUUACGGGAGUACUAAAUACACAGGAUGUAGAGUGCACAAAGUAGCCUAAGACAUUUUAAAGUGAAUAUUCUGAGUGUUCCAUUUACCUCUGCUGAUUGAUAAUAGAGGGGUUUACUAAUGUCUGUUGUUAUGACUCUACAGGAAGGACAUUGACCUGAAUCAGCCAAACUUAGGUGGAUGGACGCCACUUAUGUACGCCUCCUACAUCGGCCAUGAUGCUGUGGUUAGCUUGUUACUGGAAGCAGGUGUAGAUGUGAAUUGCUGUACACCCAGUGGGCAAACUCCUCUCAUGUUGGCAGCCAGCUGUGGGAAUGAAAGUGUGGCUUAUUUUCUUAUACAGGUAAGUUGCCCUAUAGUGGACAUUAAAACCAGUGGAAUAAAAGCUCCCUGUUGCGAUGAUAAGGGUCUUCUAUUGUGGAGAGUCUUGGGUAAUUGAGAUUUUAAGGAGAAGACGACGUUUAUCUCCUAAAUCAGAGCUGAAUAACUAGAUCAGAGGUAUUCAAACUUUUCCUAAUAACUGAUGUUUGCCUACAUGUCUCAUAAUUCACUUCCAGUGACAGCAGGUAAAUAAUAACAAAAUCUGUGAUCCAACACCAUUAUGAUAGCAAAGGUUGGACACUGUUGUCUCGUCUGAAUCCUUCCAAAAAUGUUUACGACCUGGACAGUUUCUGCAUCUGUUGACCUUGAUGCUGGAAUUUGAGACUGUUCAUAUCCUCCCCCCCAAGACCAUUUGAGCUGACUGCUUGAAACCACAUGAUCUGAUUAGUUUGCCCAUAAUUAAAUCUCAGUCUGGCUUUAUUGUUCAUUGUGAUAACCUUAUCCACACCACAAACAUUUUUUUUUUAAUCCUUUGCUCGUUCUUGCCUACAGAUAGUCCCGGCAUUUACUACUUUCUAUAUUUCCUUCUUAAAUGGUCAUCCCUACUAGACACCUAUAUUAAAUGAAGUCCAUGAUUAAUAUUUCUCCUUUGCCCACCAUGACGCCCCCUAUCCAGGCUCAUAUUCAGUUUCUUUGAUACACUGCCUGUUCACCUUUUUAAACUAUUUGUAAAUCCUGGGUUAUCAGAAUGAAGAUGCGGCUCAGACCUCAGCAACUCAGAUAUACAAACUGAGCAACACCAGUUCCAUAUAUAACGUUUUUGCUCAUCAAGCAGACUGAACCCAGCGUGUUGGCUUUAUUCGUUUUGCAGACAAUUUAUACGUUAUUACCUUUAACGACUAGAUUGCAUAUUAUGUGCUUUCUGUAAAAUCUGUGUUAAUGAAUUGGACAAUACUUUAAGGAUGUCCGUGUUUUAAAUGUUCUAGGCGUCCUUUUAUAGCCUUACCCUUGGCUGAAUAUUGUCCUCCGGUCCCUGGACACAGAACUAAAUCAACAAAUAUAUUCGGGCUGUUAUGCCAUCCAGGAGAGGUUUACCUGUUUAGUACCUGUUGAAUUUCCUUAUAGAACCCGCUGUAACUUCCUGUCUUUCUAUCUACCCAGCACGGAGCGAAACUGGAGGUUAGAGAUUCCCGUGGCUGGACGGCUCUAUUCCACUGCACCAGUGCAGGACACCAACGAACCCUGCGGUUUCUCCUUGAAAAUGGGGCCAAUGGGGACAUCAGGUAAGAGUCUGGGUACGGCUUUAAUUGAACUGAACAAUAAAAAUAUUUUAUUGUAUCCUUUUUUCUUUUUUUUUUCUUUUCUGUUUUAAAUUAUAUAAAACUACUGCAUGUGCAGUAUCAAGCAAUGUCCAGCAUGUAGCUCAAGCUCAGACAUUGUUAGAUGUCUAACUCGUGCCCUCUUACAGCAGCCAUACUUUGUUGUCCAAGAUGGUUAUCUGAUGCACCAUAUAGUUACAAAGUAUAGAUGGCAUUAUGGGCUCUACAAAAGGCUGCCGGAUUCUCUUUGGAUGAUAAAUGUAUGUUAUUUAAAGGAAUGUUUAUCCUUACAUAGGGAGCCAGUCUACGGCUUUACUCCUCUCAUGGAAGCUGCCGCAUCUGGACAUGAAAUAAUCGUACAGCACCUACUGAACCAUGUGAGUACAUAGACUCCCCUGCUUGACCACUAACUAUAGCCUUCGAAGACCUUAUGGGUUGUUUUCUUGUUUGAAUUAGGGAAUAAAAACUGCUAUCUCAAUGUACAAGGGACACUCCACACACCAUAACCACUACAGAGGACUGUAGUAGUAAUAGUGCUAGAGUACCCUGGUGCAUCCUACCCCCUCUGUAAGUAGUUGAAUGGUUUGAUUUCUUACCUGGGUUUUGCCAGGCACCUCUCCGCAUUCCUCGCCACUAGGACAGCCAUUGACUCCUACUUUGAAGCGUCCGUUGGCUUUCAGGAGUUAAUGUCUGCAGUGCUGGGCUAACUCGGUGCCAGGCUUAGUGAAGACAGGGAAAAGUUUGAAUACUUAUAAUGGCGGGGCGCCAGGACAUUCUUAACACCGUAACUACUGCUGCACACUGUAGUGGUUAUGGCACUUGGGUGUUCUGCUAUAUUCAGCCAAGAACACUGAACAGGAUUUCUUAGUGGUUUUUUUUUUAAAUUUUUUUAUAUUGAAAACCACUUUUUAUCAUAGAUAAAAUGAUACAAUAUUAUCUAUAUAUUGUGCUGUCAAAGUGACAGCACCUGUAUAGACCUUUAAAUGAUAAAGAACUACCUCCCACUUACCUGCCAAUCAUCCUUCCUCUUUCACCUGCCUUCUGCAAAACCUGUACCUGGUACACGAGAAUGAUCACAGGUAGAUGUUCCUGCUCUCCUUCACUCUUGGUAUCACUGCCUGUGAGUCAACAAUCUCCCCUGUACACUUUACUGCACCCAGCCACCUCGUCCACAUGCACUACACUAAUGUGUCUUCCCUGUACUCUCACCAAAUCGUUGUGCUGUUGAGUUGAGGAAGUAUGUUUUGUAUUUAUGCUGUGAGGUAGUUCAGUGAACUGGCAGGUUUAGAGUUCAUUCUCUUAGAGGAUCAUGGUAAGAGUUAAUUUACAUGACAUAUCUUGGAUGAAUCAUUUAAGAGGGCAGAUGUGAUGUCCGUGUGAUUAUUUGUUGUAAGAUUAUAUAAAGUGUUCUAUACAUGCCAGGUGAAUGACUCUCCCAAUGUUUAAAGCAAUAAUUAAAAAUCGAUGAAGAUACUCUAAUAGCUGUAUCUUUUCACAAGUUAGGAGAACUCUGUAAAAAAAAAAAAAAAAAAAAUUAUUUUUGGGAAAGGCUGAUAUUUAUAAUUAUUGGUUUUAAAGACAUGUUUUUGAUGGAAAGUGUUUUGGUGGGAAAAGUUGACUCUUGUACAUUGUCUGUAGGGAGUGAAGAUGACCACCACCGAUCAGAACGGGGAUAAUGCGCGCAUGCUUGCUGCUCGCUAUGGCCAUUCCAGAAUCGUGUCCAUGCUGGAUUCUCACCGUAACCGCGCGUCCCGAGCACAGAAGGGAUUAGGUAAUGGAAAUCCUCAGAUUGGCUUAUACUGGAAGAUGUUGGACCCAUUUAUCUGUAAAUCCUUUAAAUAUGUGCUUGUGAUAUGUUUCAGCUCUUUGAACCUGAAGGAACUAUGCUUUUGAGCCGUGUGUGUGUGUGUGCUCACUGCACAGCUCCUGCAAGUGAAAUACACUCAUUGAGCACUCCAAUGCUAUAGCCACUACAAGAAUCUGUAGUACUUAUGGUACUUUGUUGGAUUAUGCCUUUUGAUUAGUUUGGAAAGUCUUGCACUUUAGACUUUUAUGCAGAUCAUAAUGGGAUUUCUAGCUAUUCUAGAGUCUCUAACAAUUCAAGAUCCGUAGUCCCCAAUCAAAUUAAAAAAUACACCUUUUUUGUUUUAAAUUGCAUCCUAUCCCUAACCCUUUUACAGACACUAAUAUUCUACUUUUUGCGCAGUGCGGCGUGAAGAUUUUAGCUCUUCAGAUGAAUCCAUCUCUUCUCCCCAACGUCCUAGACCUCAACGCAAGGUCAAAGGCCCCAGCAUUCAUGAUGGACCCCAAGCCUUGGCCAAGAUUACAGGCAGUGUAAAUCCGGUUUCACAUGGUGAGUACAUUUUCACCCUCAUCCAACAAGACACUGUCCAGGAGUCAAGCUGGUCAUGGCACACUACUGCUUUUGGGACAGGGAAUAAAGUCUAACAUGGUGUAGAUCAGGGGUCUCAAACUCAGGUGCCCAAGUUGUUGGAAGACCGCUUCCCUAAUGUUAUGCCUGCUCAGGGCAAUCAAAGAAUUCUGGGGGUUGCCCACUAGCUGAUGGGAGCAAAGGGUCUGAGUUUGACACCCCCAGUUUGGAUUAUCUAUAAUAUCCAGGACCUGCUUGUGCAGUGUAACAUAUUGUGAAAUUCUUGUAGGCACAGGCAAGCUGCCUCCUCAGGGAUAUGUCACCUUCAAUAACUUAGACCAUGACUCUGAACUAGAUGAAGACCUGCGUUUUCGGGAUGUUACAUCCCCUAUCAACGAGCAUGAUGUGGAGAGCAAUGGAAGUAGCCGAGGUAUGUCAUUGGGAUAGUAAUCAAACCUGAAAUACUGACCUUCUAAAAUAGAGUUCAGCUUAAUUCUUAUGUUUUUUGGUUUUUUUUCACAAACCCAGAGCCUCUUUUUAAUUUUCCAUUCAGAUGAGGGGGACAGUAGUAGCAGGGAAGGACCAUGCCCUAAAAGUGGUGUGAGCAGCGAAGCAUCUCUAGAAAGUAAUGAGGUACAUACACUUUUUUUUUUUUUAAUGUUGAGUGGGUCCAUAAUUUUUUCUCUUUAUUUACUGUUAUAGUGGCUUUUUUAAAGAAUUGGGAAUAGCAGUAACACUGAUCUUCCCUUUUCCCCCAGGAUUCUGAUCCAGCCUUGGAAACCAUCAGCCGUAAAGCCUCCAAAACACACAGCAAGGGGAAAAUGAGAAAUGGGGAUUUACACCCCUGUGUCAGAGCCUCAAAUGGUCGUAUGCCAAAAAUACCAAUUCAAGAAUCUCCAGAAUACACCGGGCCAAAGGUACACCUAAUUUGUGGGAUGUGAUAUUCCACUACUUGUGGCAUGGAUUAUAAGGAUUUAUUUAUGAAAGGGAUAUGAAGCAGUUUUGUUCCCCCUGCAGUCUCACUGCUCAAUUCAAUUUAGGAUUUAAAUCUCUUUCGUUUUUCUUUAUGCAGCCGUAGUCACAUUUCCCUGACUGUGACACACAAUCCGAUCUUACAGCACAGUGUGUUUAAUUUGAGUUAUGGUCUGUUCAGUGAACUUUAAUACUUUUUACUAAGACUCUAGUAGGCUAUUAAUCGAGCCAGAGAUAUACAAUUCUAAACUAAACACACUGCAAUAAGGGAUGCUAACAAAUUAGACCUAUAUUUUCUUUUUUUUUUCUUUUUUCAAAAGGUGUCGGGAGAAGUGUGAAUCUCGGCCAGGGAAGGUGUGGCUAGGGCUGCAUAAACAGAAAUAAGUUGUUUAACUCCUAAAUGACAGAUAAUUGAACAGUGAGCGUGCAGGACAUGAGCUAUACACCAAAACAACUUGUUUGUCUUUCUAUGAUAAAAAGGGAACUACUUUACUUAAAGGAACCCUAUAGUGUUAUAAAUACAAUCAUGUAUUCCAGACACUAUAGUCCUGUGAACAGCCCCCCUCCAAUCGCAGUAAAAAGGUGAUUUUACUCACCUAUUUUCCCACACUGUGACUGACCUCUCCUCCAUGAUGAGUUCAGCCAAUCCAGUGUUUUCCCACUGGAAAGCAUUGGGAGGCUAUUGCAAGUGAGCAACACAACGCUGUGUUAAAUGCUAGAAAAGCAAUGUGAUACGUUUGUUAAUCCUUGUAUACGACCAGUGCAAUGCGUUAGACUGUAUGUUCUAGUGAUGCAGUGCUGUGAUAAUGCCAUGUGAACGAUGAAUCCAUUUAUUAUGUAUUGCUAUGAUUUUGCAUUUGGAACAGACUGAAGGUCUAGUGCUUUGUAAGCCUGUCUUUGUAUAAAAAAAAAAAGAAAAGUUAUAUUUUGUCAAAGAUUUACAAGUCAUUCAAAGAUAUCCUUUUAGUUUAAAAGAGCUGUAUUUUUAAAACGGUGCCCGUUUUCUAAAUGUAUCUGCAGAAAUGCAGAGUGAAGCCUGAAACACAAUGACUGUCUGUGCUCAUUUGCAUGCCACUCUGGGAUAGUUGUGGAAACAUGAUUUCUUGACUUUAUGUGCCCAAGGAGGAUUUUCCAAAGUCCUCUUUGAGAUAUGCAGGUGAUGCACAACAGUAAUUUCUCUAUUUGCACUGUUGGAAGUGCUAUUGUGUUUGGUCUCACCACUGUCUAUUUGGCACCUAGCUAUCUCUCUACCUCUCUCCACACUCUAAUUAGAAGAUGUAUAGUAACUAACUCUUUCUUCCUUUAGGAUCUGGCAGAACUUCUGGAUCAGAUCGGUUGCUCUAAGUACCUUCCAGUUUUCCAGGAGCAAGAUGUGAAUUUGCGAAUCUUCCUCACCCUCACAGAGACUGACCUGCGGGAAGUUGGCAUCACGUAAGUGACAAUCACCUGUUUUAAGUGUGGAAGGAAUCUUACACACAUUGUGACUGCACAAACAAACAAAGAGAGAAACCGCAAAACCCUAUAAAAUGAAAGCGAUAAUGAUGCAAUGCCCUUAGAAACCACCACCACCUAUGUGCAUAACAUUGCACUCACAGGGGGGUGUGGCUAACCAGUACAUGGAGUCAGAUGCACACACCAGAAGCUCCGCUACCUCAGCCCACUUAGCCCCUAAUAAUUAACGAAAUACCCUUCAAAAUGGGGAAUCCCGAUGCCUGGCAACUCCUGGAGCCUCCAGCUCGGGUUCACAUAUGGAUGAAUUUCCGUCCACCUCCGACACACGCGGCUGGCUGACAAAAUGACGCUGAAUUCCGCUGGCGUGGAAAGCAUGGUGGACUUACUGCCGGCCUCCCUACGAGAUGAAUCCCUAGCCCAGAUCUCCGCCGAGCUGGCCAUCAUAUCGGCCAACAUGCUCACCAGGGCUGACAAAACAGCCUUAGUAGCCGAACUGCACUCCUCAGUGAUAAGGGAGGAAGUCCAGGAAGUGUGGAGAGACCUCACCGCCCACGAGCACAGGGUCAAGGAGCUGGUAGCUGAUUGCCUGCAGGCCUCCCAACACUCUCAAUGCCACCUCUAGGCAGGGCUCGGUUCUUCCGUAACUCCAACCAUCGCUACUGGGAGCACUCUGGCCACCCAGGAGCGAUGGUCUCCCUUGUGAUGUCAUUUGCUGCCUGCUGUUAUUCCAACUUAAGGACUGCUGCACGUCCGCGAGCCAUUAAUUACUGAGAUGCACAGGUUUCCCUGUAUCAGGAUCUUUCCUCGCUGACUCUGGACGCAUGCUGAGCCCUGAGACCGCUCACCCACCUGCUCCAAGAAUGGAGCAUACCUUACAAGCGGGGUUUCCCAUUUAGCUUGCAGGCUCGUAAAGAUAACUCCUGGCGCACCCUUAGAUGGCGGAAUGAUCUAGCUGGGUUCCUGCGAGCCCUGAGCCUACAAGCUGAACUUGAUCUUGGACCCCCACAACGCCCCAGCCCAUCGGAGAGACCUGACCGACCUUGCCCAUCCAGGGGCAGUGCCCCAGCAGAGAGGCAGACCAGAUCGUCCCGAAGACUAAAGCCUUGAAUGGCCAAGGUGGCAUGUACCCACAUGACUGGAGCUACCUGUUACAUGAAGUGACUGACUCCGGGACACUGGCACCCCCAUUUUCCCUUAACGCCUCGGAGUCAGGAUGGGUACAGUCCAUGUGGGGUAUGUACACCCAAAGCCCCGCUACCCCAGUGACACUUGAUCGCCCCCUCCAGGGUUGUGUUCCCCUUAGUGGGCCAUGGCUGUGAUACUGGCGCUGGGAGGGAGAUGUGGUUUGGGUGGGAGAAUAUGGGCACUGGGCCUCCAUUGGGCUAUCUGCUUGAAAAGGUACAGCCAGUUAUAGGUGGGCGGACAAAUGCCACAAUGGCCCAGGAAACCAUUGUUGUUAUUGCCUACAUAUACAUGUGAUGUUGCAUUGUUUCAAAAUUUGGUUCACCACGGCUCAUGAAAUACGAUGCAGUUAACGUGGGCUGGGCACAUGCGGUAGCCUUCCUAAUCCCACCACAACCCAAACUCAACUGGUUACUACAACCCCCACGCAACGGACCCCAUCUGUACAUAUGAUCGGAAUCGGGAGACCAGAGGACCCUUGUGUGACUUGCAAGACAUCGGGUCCCGCACAACGCACGUGGAGACCAAAAUAAGGGACCUGGUCGAUGCGCACAACACAUACACAGAGCAGAUCAGAUCCCUCAAUGCCCAAUUGCACCAAUGUGAGGAAAGCUCAUGGACCUUGAGGACAGAUCCAGAAGGAGCAACAUAAGGCUGCGGGGAAUACCGGCGUACCUAUCAAGUCACGUGCAUGGCUUUUUCAAACACUUGGUCCCCGAGAUCCCCACGGAUAUGCUGUUAUUGGACGGCCUGCAUAGGGUUCCGAAACCCCAACAAGUCUCUGCAUCAUUACCCAGAGACGUGCUGCUGAAGGCACACUACUUUCAUGUGAAAGAUCUACUGAUGAAGAGGAGCAGAACCUUGAAAGAUCUUCCAGUCCAAUACACCUGUAUCAAGAUUUUCUCAGAUCUUUCUGCGGCCACCCUGCGACAGUGAAAGACCUUACGCACAAACCGCAUCCUAUACCGUUGGGGCUUUCCUAUCCGCCUGAUAGUCUCCAGAAAUGGGACUACUACAGUCAUCCACACAGUAGAAGACUGAGUGAAACUCCUACAUCAAUGGAACUUGCCCAUUGCGGGAGAAGCACAGGCCACCAAGCCACCGCGGAGGAUGGAUAAGGACUGGCACACAACUAAUUAACGUCUUACUGCAAGUAUUCUCGCUUCAGCGGCGCACUACCACUGGCAUUCAGCUAAUGUUUCCCUGCCAAUAAUGCAAUGCUAGAUCUACACACACGUCAUUUUUUAUAUUUGCAGUCACCCUCCUAUUAGCAUACCUGUUAUCUGCAGGAGGAUGACUUGCUGCUCACUCCCGGCUGUUGCCUCUCUGCCUCCAGCGUGGCGUUUUCUAUAUGAAGCUGGGCGGACAUGACUGUCCGUCACUUGCUCCCAGCAUCUGCUAUUAAUCAGCCGCUUCCCUGUGCAGCAAUGCCCAUCCAUAAGUGCAUGGGCCACCAAAUGGGCAAAUCACCUCAGAACCCCAAUUUGGUUUCGCGGAACCCCCACGGAACACCAAUUGGGAAACGCUGCUAUAGACAGCAGAACUACUACGUUAAGCUGUAGUGGUUCUGGUGACUAUAGUGUCCCUUGAAUAUUCCUGCGUACAUAAGUUAAACAGUAGAUGAUUUUACUAGCAGGGCUCAGAAUUUCUAAAUCUACAUGGCUCACUUCUUAAAUAAAAAAAAUAGAAAAAGCGAAUGUCACUUGUGAGAAAAUCCUUAAAAAGAAAAAUCUGCACAAAUGUAUGAAAUAAAAUGGUGUAUCAUUAUUCUAGAAAUUAAUAAAUAAAGCACAUUCCUAGCUUGAUUUUUUAGCUUAACUUCUAACACAAAAAUUUUGUAUUUUGCAGAUUACUUUUAUUUAAAUUUUUUUAGAUGCACAGAUUAUACUAUACUAACCUCCCACCCACCCCCUGCUCUCCCUCAAACAAGUAAUAGCUCCCCUUAUUCCAGUUAAUAGGAAUUCAUUAUUUACAGUUGUGAAGACACCAGCAGGCUCAGGGAUCAGGGCGGAAAGGGUGGGAGGUGCGCUCUGCCGUUCUGGAAGGAAACUAAUGCCGCUGCACUAUGACCCGGGCCUCACCUUAGCGUUGGCGUGAUUCCGCCUCUGCGUGCCGUCAUGGAACGUGCGUACGCUACAGGGGAGGUCUGGGGGAGGAGCAAGUCUGUCCUAAACUAUGCAUCGAUGCCGCACACAUAGUGAAGGAUCGGGAGGGAAAAUAUUUUGCAAAUUGUUGUGGGCAGCGGGGCUCAAGAGGCAGCUGCUUUGUGCCCUCCAGGAGCAACUGUGCCGGGGGCAGCUGACCUUUUUUCCCCGCUCUAAAGACAGCCCUGCCACACCUACUAGAAGGUACCAACUCCAUCCUGACUGGACGACAGUUUCCAGACGACUCACUUCGAACAAUAGUGACGAUUAUACCGAACAAGGGGAAGGACCCUGCGUGUUGUGCAAGUUACCACCCUAUCUCACUUUUGAACACUGACCUUAAAUUAUUCGCGAAAGUCAUGGCCUUACGCUUAUCCAAGGUACUGCACAACCUUGUACACCCGGAUCAAGGGGGAUUUGUUCCCGGCAGAAAGGCGAGGGACAACACCAUCAGAGCCCUCAACAUAAUCCACUCCGCCCGGUCAUGGGAAAGGGGCCGGUCCUCUUUUCAACUGACUUGGAGAAGGCAUUUGACCAGGUGGACAGGACCUACCUCGAGGCCACACUACAACAUACGAGAUUCGGUCCCCACAUGCGCACCUGGAUAUCCUUCCUAUACACGACCCCCAUCGCGCGCAAAUAAGGAUAAACUGCGCACUCUCAGAUGUGUUCCCUAUCAGGAACGGAACACGACAAGGAUGCCCCAUCUCCCCUCUCCUGAUUACCCUUUCCCUGGAACAUUUCCUGGAUGGGGGAGUCUCUGGGUACAGCUUGGGACACAUGGAACACCGUGUAGCGGCAUACGCUGACGACAUGCUCUUCUUCCUGGAAAGGCCACUGACCUCCCUGCCCAACCUCCUACGCAUUUUCUGGGAGUACGGACUGAUAUCGAACUUGAAACUUAAUAUAGAUAAGUCCAAAGCCAUCAAUAUCUCUGCCUCUCCCCAGAAAUGGGGUCGCUCCUCCGGUCGCAAUUCCAUUUUACAUGGUGGAAAACAAAGCUUACAUACCUGGGCAUAUGGUUACCCAGGGAGCUGUCCCAACUAUACCAAGCAAAUUUCGUCCCUAUUCUCGCCACCCUACAGGCAGACAUGCAUAAAUGGGCUGACCUCUACAUUUCUUGGUUUGGCCAUAUCAACGCGAUCAAGAUGAACAUCCUCCCAUGCCUCUUACACCUGUUCCAGACAAACCCGAUCACACUCCCUAGAGCAUUCUUUCAAUCGAUAACCACAGCUAUCAGAAAAUUUGUGUGGAACCGGAGAGCACUAAGAGUAAGCAAAGCCCAACUGGAACAACCAAAACAUCGGGGAGAUACUGGGCUCCCAUCAAUCCUUUGAUACUAUCGAGCCACGCAUUUACUCAAGAUUACUGACUGGCAUGCCCAACCAACGGCCAAAAUCUGGGUACGCACCAAAACUGUACAGACAGAGGGCAGGAUCAACAAGCUGCCUUCAACAUGGAUGCUGUCCAGGAGGUGGGAGGGUCUGGGAGAGAGGGUCUGCUGGAGAUUGGCCGGGAUGUGUCAGCUGACCGGAGUUCGCCACGAACGGUUCGUGGCGAACCGCAGCGAGCUGUUCGCGGAAAGUUCGCGAACGGUUCGCGACAUCACUAGCGAUGACAUGUUCAGUUAAAACUGUCCAAUUGUUAGACUAAUCUAUGCUUUAACUUUAUACUUGUAACCUUAUAAGCUUGUAUGUCCACACUUGUUUGACAAUGACAUAUGUGCAACCUAUUGUCCUGUUAUACAGAAGCCUCUGUCCAUCUACUUUGCUCAAUAGACUACUUGUAGUUCUACUGUAUAUUGUUGGAAAAUAUAAAAUAUCAACACAAAUAAAGAUUGUCAAUUUUUUUUUUUAAAUUGCACUCACAAACCCAACUAUUAGAGUGCUUCAAUAUAAAUCUAGUUUUCUUCAUAUAUCUAUGGAUCAAUAAUCCUCCGCAGCAGAAGUAUAAGAACCUCAAUAAAAUGAAUGAGGUACAAAUAGCGCAGGACGCCCAAAAAAUAAGAUCAACAGACCAUGUUAUAUACAUAACUCAAAAAUACAUAAGAGAAGCAUUUAAUCAUCUGUACCAGUGAUAAGGUCACCAAUGCUCACAACCCACACAUAGUGACUGAGCUCGGGCCAGUUUAUUUCUGAGGAUGGCAAUGACUUGGUUACAGGUGUAACAGAUUUCCUAUGAAGUUGCUGAUGUUGCUACAUAAAAGGGAUUAAUGGGGUAUGUAGUUCUAGUUUAUGCUAGCUUGGUACUAGUCCAGUCGUGUUUAUUCGUGAUUGGUGCUGGUCAUGAUCAUUCAAGUUGGCAACCAAAAAAGCAUCUUUAUGAGGGCGGAGCCUAGCGGUGAACCUGGACGGUCGCAAGCUCGCUGCGCUCCGCUCGAAACUGCCUAAAAAGAGCUAUAAUUGCAGACAAGGGAUCACCCAACCUCACAAAACCCAACUCCCUGGACACUAGACCGAGGAUGGGCCGCAAAAAUAAAAAACCCAAGCCUGACAGGAGUCCGCCGGGCCGGGAUAUCGGGGACCUAUUCCGGAGCUCACAAAGGGCCGCAUGGGACAAAAUGGCGCUGGCAGACGACGGCUCCUCAUACUCAUCGGAAGAUAUGACUAUAGCUCCGAUGGACAGAACCACCCAGGUUGCACAGAAGGGUCAUACCCCAAUGGAGACCACAACAGGCCGGGAUCCGGUCACUGCAGCGCAACUCAAGGCGAUGCUGGCGGAACUCCGCGCAAACUUGGCGGGAGACUUGGCCCCCCUCAGAAAAGCCGUUGAACACACGACUACUAAAGUGGCCCAACUCGAGACCACCCAAAACACACAUGAGAGCCGGCUUACCGUGGUGGAGAGAGGUCUGGCGGCCCUGGACCAGCACAGGCUGCAGAUAGAUCGCAGACUGGACGCCCAGGAAGAUCAGAGGCGCAGAUACAACUUGAAACUCAGGGGGGUGCCGGAGACGGUGGGCCUGCCGGACUUACCACACUUUAUCAGGAGAUUCUUGGCGGCCCACCUACCCCCGAAACAAGCUAAAAGCCUGAAACUGGACGGUAUGUUCCGCCUCCCCAAGCCAGCCAGCGCACCGGCAGCCACGGCUCCGGACCUCAUCCUCCGCUUCAGUUCCCUACAGGAUAGGGCCCUAGUGCAAGCCGCGAUGAGGGGGAAGACACCCAUUGCCUUUGAGGGCGCCUCACUGCACCUCUUCCCAGAUCUCUCUAGGAACACACUUCUGUGGCGCCGGUCCCUGAAACCACUACUCCAGCAGCUACGUGCAAAUGAGGUACCGUACAGUCCUCCUAGCGGCCCAAGACAACACACUCCGGGCAGAAACCUACCGGGAGCUGGAGGAACACCUGCGGUCACUGAACAUACCGCUAUGUAACACCUCGGAAGGAGGGAACCUGUCACAGGUGGACUUGGCCUCAGUUAGGGAGUUUAUACCCCGAGCGGCGAGACCCACUACGUCUACUGAAACUGUGACCUAAGUGAGGGGUUAUCGAGCCCCGGCAGAUGCCGAGCCCCCACCCACGAUCCCCACUGAACUUGCCCAGUUGUUUUUCCCUACCAAUCCUGCUGACAUCAGGACAAUAGGAUGGACUCACACAUGUUAUAAUUGUUUAAACUUCGUUGGUAUGAUUUUCUGGCUCCAUUUUUCACCUCUGCCACACUCCCACCCAUUCAGUCUUCUGCAGGCGUCCCUGACUAGAAGGGGCACUGAGCGGAGCAAUAACGUUGCACAGCCGUUCAAUCCAGGACCUACACAGAAGGCAUACUUUCCCAUACAAGACCGUCCAGACACCUACGGACAUCACUACUGCCACUCUCUCCCCCCAUCUCUUCCCUAACCCUUAAAGAUGCACAGAAUCCAUAAACGCUCUCUGAGGGAAGGGGCAUAUACCUGGUCACAGGAAUGCCUACUACCCGUACCACUCUUACGACCCACAGCCCAGUGGCCACUCCACUCAUGCGACACCCCGACAGGAUUUCACACAAAAAAGGAAAAAAGAGAGAGACAAAAACCAGAGUGUUAUAAUGUUGAUUGCAUUUACAUUUAAAUUUAUUCCUUUUUUUUUAAUGUUUAUUACCUCUGCAGUUUGCCAUAUCUUGUUAUGUUAUCGCUCAGUGUCAGGUCUUCAGAAAGUUCUCAUUAACUCUUAAAUGUCUCUUUCCUAUGACACAGCCAGCCUUAACUUGUUACAACUUUUCAAGCAUUCUGUCUUUUAAACUGGAUGCAAAUGCUCAUAACCGACCAUGCAUGCGACUAGGCUUGAAUUAUCACACCCUUUAGUUCAGCAUAUGUUCACAAGCAUGUUGGUAAUUUAACGGCGUAGUUUAUACUCUGUAUAUUAGUCACUCUUUCCUACGAUGUCUCACAAUUGCCGAUACAAUUAUUUUAAUCGCAACGACUUCACUAACUUACACAACCUGUCUUAUAACAAAAAUGUGCAAUUGUAUAUUGUCACGACCUUGUCUGCAUCAAUCCGCCUGUGUCUGCUGUCGUGGCACCACAGGCUUGUUUGUAAACUCUACUGCACGAAAAAUAAAGAAUUAAAAAAAAAAGCAUCUUUAUAAAAAAAAAAAAACCUAUUAGUGAUGAUGGAGACAUGAGUGGAGUUUGCACAUUACAGACUCACUCUGUACAAGUACUUGUAUUAUCAAGGGAUGGCAUAGCUUCCCCAUUGAUGUAUUUGAAGUUGGGGGGCUGGUUUACAGCUGCAGCAUUUAUUACCUGUGAUGGCGGCUGUAAGACUGAGCUUCAGAGACAAGCAACCCCUUUACAUCAUAACCUGUGUCAGAAUCCUAGGCUAAUGUAUUGCCUGGAAUGCCUUUUUAUAAAUGUUUGUCAAAUCUGCACAGAAAGGUGUCCACAUCAGCGUUGUGUGCUAUAGCUGAGGAAUCUAUUUUCGAGGCAUUGACUUUACUCAGGAAAGAAUUAGCAUGGUGACGGUUUCAACAUCAAGCAAUUAAUGCCAACUGACACCCUUACCCAUGUGUGCUGACUGAACCCCAUAAUCUAACCAGACAAUGAGAAAUCUGCACAUCUUGCCCAAUAAUUAGAUUUUCCCUACUGCUUUUACAGCCUAUUUGGUCCCAAAAGGAAGAUGACAUCAGCCAUUGCCCGAUGGCAUAGUUCUGCCCGACUCCCAGGUGACAGUCUGGAGCAGGCAUACGCUGACCGCCUGGAAGCAGAGAUGCAAGAACUGGCUAUACAGCUCCAUAAGGUAAAUUAUAUGUUUAGUAGCUGACUCUGGACAUGCUCUGCCUCUGUUUAUAUAUUAUGGGCAACUGGAGGGCUUGGCAUGCCCAAUGAUGUAGUCCAAUAAAAGGAGUAUUAUUGGGAUGUAGUGGGUGGAGUUUAAAGGAACACUAACCUUUAUUCCAGAUCCUAUAGUGUUAAAAACACUAUCCCCCACCCUCCCUAAAAUAUGGUAAAAUCUUACCUUUAUUCCAGUCUGCUGGUGCUGUCUCUGCUCCUGAUCUGCCUCCUUGGCUGACCUAAUUAAAAAUGAUAAUCUCAGCCAAUCUGAGAUUGUCAAUUCUGAUGAUCUCCGCCAAGGAGGUGGGCUAGGGGCAGAGAAAAACACCACCGUGGCCAUUCAUAAUCUACUCAUAGAACUGCAUUGAAUCCAUGCAUCUCUAUGAGGAAAGUUCAGUGACUCCAUGCAGAGGUUGGGGACACUGAAUGUCAAUCAUACUGUGCGGCACUGCCCCAGGAAGCACCUCUAGUAGCCAUCUGAGGAGUGGCCAGUGGAGUUAUCCCUAGACUGUAAUGUAAAUACUGCAUUUCUUUACUGCAAAAAGCCUGAAGUUAGUGACUAUACUCACCAGAACAAAUACAAUAAGCUGUAGUUGUUCUGGUGACUAUGGUGUCCUUUUAAAAGCUUCUGUAUUGAUAACAUGAGUUAUGAACAUACCAGUCACAUGUCCUAGUAUGUGCAUUACUCUUUUUGUCCAUUAGGGUUAUUCAUUAAGGUUUGAACUGUCCGUAGUUUAACGGGAAUUUCAAAUGAAAAGAAUUCUAUGUGCUAGCCAACUCGAGUCGACUUGAGUCUGUAACUCUGUGUGUCUUUGACCUAUAGAACUGUGAAGAAACAGACCUUCUAAAAGCACAGGUAGCUCAAGAGAGGGAGCUAAGAGCUGUGGCUGAAAGCUGUCUAAUGGAACAGGACACCACUUGCAGAGCCGUCUGGGGCAAACUUCAGGCAACGUGCCAGUUAGUCACAGAUACACAGUAUGCCAUGACUCGGCUCAGGUAACUAAAAAGCUUUGUCAGAAAUAAUAACAUUUUGGCAGAUAUAGACCCUCACCAAUCUGAUCUUCUUAAACCAUGACAUUCACACAAUUCACCUCUUAAGCAAUUCUCUGGGCACCAAUACAUACUUGAAAAGGAUAGUAAUCUCAAUGCACCCUUCCUAUUUAAUUAUAAAAAAAAAAAUAUUACAACUUUAGUGCAUUUGUUUUGGCUGUAUUGUUGUGCAUGUCUCAAAUCUUUAUAGUUUUUGGCACACAAUAAAAAUGAAUGCUUUGCAGAAUGUUCCACCGUAAGCCCGCCCCCGUAGCGAAGACCUUUCACUCCAGAAAAAGACUUGCUAAUCAAAUGUAUUUCGACAUCUACGUUAUUGAUAGCACGCAGUGAUCAUAACUACAAAGCAGCCUGCAUUAAAAAGACCGGACCCCCAGGAAGACCUAUUGUAAGGAUAUUAAUACCUGUUAACGUUUUCUGACUGCCUGCGGCCAGGUUGUGAAUAAUAAACCGCGUAUAAGGAUGUAUUUCUGGCCUGAGGGAUCAUGACAUGUGGUGCAGCAUUUUGCAAUACCGUUUAUUUAUUUGUGCAAAAAUUAUAAAGAUUUAGCAUGCAAAAAUAAUACAGUAUAUUAAAUGGAUUAUAUAGGCAUCAAAACAACUUAUCUUAAUUAAGCAGGUAUUGGUGUAUAGAUCAUGCCCCUGCAGUCUCAAUGCUCUGCCAUUUAGGAGUUAAAUCACUUGUGUUAUUAUUUAAGCCGCUCCAACCACAUCUCCCUUGGCUUUGACUCUCACAGCCUACAUGGAAAAAUGUAUUUAAUUUUCAGAUAUUGACUUUCUUUAGAAGUUUUUAUCUCCUGUUGUGUAAAAAGAACUUUAAUCACAUACAGGAGGCUCCUGAUCUAGAAGGCUAUUAAUAGGACUUAUGACCUUAUAAAUAAAACAUACGCUGCAAUAAAGGAAGUUUAAACCUUAGAUCUUACUUUACAGGAAGUUUUUAGGAUGCCUGUUUAAGUAACAUGCAGGGAGGUGUGUGGCAUAAACAAAAUGAUUUAACUCCUAAAAUAAGCUAAAGUUAUUUUGGUGACUAUAGUGUUCCUUUAAUGAGGCCAAUAUCUAUGCAUUAAAGUUGCAUGGUGCCUGGACUUUCUCAGAUCUGUGCUGUAAUGAAAAGUUGGUCCUAAAAGAUUUUUAUGCUAGCAUACUGAAUGUAAGAUUUUAAUUUUGAAAUUUUAUCCCAAACAACCUAUACCAUCAAAAUUUUCUGUUCUUUAACAAUUUAAAUAUCUAGUAAACAAAUGCCUUCCUCUAUCCACUGGCACUGAAUGUGGUAUAAAAAGUCUGUCUCAGAGUAUUGAGCCCAUAAACAGGGAGAACCCUUUACUUGUGUUUUAAGGUGCUGUACGAAAGAACUAUCCCAUCGUCUGGGUAAACCAACUGUACCCAGGACAAGAGUUCAAGGCUCAAAGGCUGCAGGUCUGUGGAGAUUAAACCUAUUGACUUUAAUGUACCAGCAUAGUGGUAUAGUUGCCUCUCUGCCCAGGAAUCUGGGCUAGUAAUUCUUUUGUGUAGCGACCACUAAAACGAAAUACUUAAUCCAAUAUGUAUACCAGGACUCAAAAUUUAGAAUCCUCUGCUACUAGCUAGAUCUAAGUAACUUGCCACGUCAAAAUGAUGCAGGCGACAAAAAUGCAUGGCGAGGAAGUCCUUAAGACAUGUACAGCAACUUACAUCUGUUUUUAAAACAGGAAUAUCCAUUGUUUUACUGGUGUUGAAGUUUUUAUUUAUAGUAUUACACAUUAUUCAUUGAUAUUUGUUAGGAUUAUUCCAUAUGUGCCAUAACCAUUUAGGAGUUAACCUGUCCUGUCACAUGGCCAUUUUUACUACCUAUCGGGUUAAUCUUCUCCGUAGAGAUCUUCUGGCCAGCUCUGUUUUUCCCUCCCUUAUACUCCAACACAGAGAAGUUUAAAAGAAAUGGAAAAUUCAGUUUUGGCAGAUUUAGUAAGGAGAAUGCUUUGGGUAUCUUUAAUUACUGAAUUUGCCAUUUUGGACCAUACAGCUUUGACAUUUAUUAUAUCUGCUUUAGGACUGGAUGUGGCCUCUUUGACGUCCAUGAGCAUGCUGGAGCUCUCAGCGUCUCUGGAGGAAAGCACCACAAUUUUAGGUGAGAAUUGGCAAUGUGCUUGUCUUAUUUUAGGCACCUGUUUGGCCAAUGUGUGUAAAACUCUUUAUAAGAUUGCACUUUACACCCAUACAGUCUCAGAGUAGAUAUAUGUAAAAAAAAAAACUCUUAAUGUGUUCUCUGCAGAGGAAGCCUUGCGAGCUGUACAGGAAAACGUGGAGAAGAUGAAAAAAGCAGAUAAGGGACGACACAAGUGGCCGGAUCCCUGA